ACUUCCUGGUUGAAAGAAGUUGAACUCAAUCGUCAUACUCAUGCUGCCGGAUAAUAACAGAGGCUGUAUUUAGUUAGCUAACCGGCGGGGUUGCGGUUCUACUAUUAAAAAUACCAAAACUGUGUCAAUAUUAGAAAUAAAAUGUCUGGAAAAGCAAAGGAUCUUCUGCAGAUGGACCUGUAUGGUCUGCUCGGCAUUGAUGGAACUGCCACACCGAAAGAGAUAAAGAAAGCAUAUCGACAGAAAGCGCUGACAUGCCAUCCCGACAAGAACCCGGACAACCCGAAAGCAGCUGACCUCUUCCACCAGCUCUCCCAGGCUCUCGAGGUGCUGACCGACGCGGCGGCCAGGGCGGCCUAUGAUAAGAUCUGCGCGGCCAAGAUACAAGCAGCGGAGCGGACCAGAAAACUAGAUGGCAAGAGGAAGAAAUUCAAGUUUGACUUGGAGGCCAGGGAGGGUCAGGCCGAGACCCAGACCCAGGAGGAAGCGGGGAACACGAGAUCCCUGGAAGAGGAGAUCGCCCGUCUGAGAGAGGAAGGCUCCAGGCAGCUUCAGGAGGAACAGCGACUGAUCCGGGAGCAGAUCCAGCGGGAGAGGGAGGAGCAGGAGCAUAGAGGAGCCGGUUACACACACCCAGACUCGGGGCUGGGGAGAUGUUCCAAGAGCAACGUGACCCCCAAAUUGAAAUUGAAGUGGAAGUGCAAGAAAGAUGAUGACACUAACGGAGGCUACUCUCAGGAAGACCUUUCCAGACUGCUGCACAAGUACGGGGAUGUUUUGAAUGUGCUCGUGUCAAGCAAGAAGAAAGGAAGUGCUGUGGUUGAAUUUGCAACUGUCCGAGCAGCUGAGCUGGCGCUGAAGAACGAGAGGGGCCUGAACGAAAACCCCCUGAAGAUCUCGUGGCUUGAAGGAGAGCCAGAGUAUGUCGCCCCGGCGUCUCUACCUGACCAGUUUUCGCCUCAGGCCCCGCUUAGCACGGAGCGCGACUACGAGAGCGUGGUGCUGAUGAGGAUGAGGCAGGCCGCGGAGCGCCAGCGGCUCAUCGAGGAGAUGCAGGAGGAGGACGACAAAGCAGACGCCAAGGUCAAGUCCUAGCAGGCAGGGAGAGAGACGGGUUCCUCCUCUCGCACACAAACACACCCACUCUGCCUCCUCUGGACUCGGGCUUUAGUUGCAUAAAGCCUCUUUAUGGACGUUUGUUGUACAUUUUUUUACGUUUAUACAUUUUAUCAGCGUUAUCAAAUGUGGGGAGAAAUAAAUCUAUUGCAGAACGGUAGAACAGUGUGUUUUUAAUGAGCCAUUGUCGUCAUUAUGAUCCACUUUCUCCUCAAUGGAUUGAGGAGAUCAGAGGAGACAUGAUACAAACCUGACAUGCCAAACUGAACCACUGGACUGGUCUACAGCGACGUGGUCCCAAGAGCUGAGCCAUACAAAAUCAAGGUUCUCUGCUCGGCUUGUUUGUUUCCUGCUCUAGUCUUGUUCAUUUCAUGUACCAUGAGCGUCAUAAGAUUGGAUCGGACGUUAUCAGACAAAAAAUGAAACGAAUUGGCUGUGCAACACAAGAUCUCAUCCAAACGCUACAAUCGUGUAAUUUGCGUGUCAGUAGCGUUCUCUCAUAAACCGAGACGACUAAUUAUCCUCAGCCGUAGCGCGCCACGUCAAACCGUCAUCUCUCUCGUCACCGGGCUCGUCGAGCUGAUCUCAAAUGAGUCGAGUCGUCUGGCGCUCCAAAGCCGCAGACCGGGCCGACGUGAUGAUGUGGAAAUCAUGUCUGCUCCAUGCAACUGAAGAAAAAAAAAGCAACUGUAAUCAGUGGCCGGGGGAACGCUAGGUACACAACGGGUUCUAUUGGAAUUCCUGUGGGCUCAUGUGAUGAAAAGUGAAUUUCAUUUUUCUUCUUUCUGUUUCGGAGCGUGUCCGGUACAGAGAAAGCUAGUGGUUAUGAUGGUUACCGAAGCCCUUUGUAUACAAUCCAUCUUAAGCACUCCUCUAAAUUGGGGAGGCUGCUGGGAGUGUACAGUUUGAAGACUGCACAAUGCAGUUAUUAUUUCAGCAGACUUUUCUUUUUGUACACUGUGGCUUUACCUGUGGUUAAUUUCCUUUUUUAUUGGAGAUAACCAAUUAAAUACAAGUAUGUUGCAAAGCUUGGAGACUUGAAAUUAGAUGUGGGGGUAGGAUGUGCAAGAGUAGUAGGGCAAAUAUCUGAACCAAAUUGAUAGGAAUUCAAAUGUUUAUUAAUUUCAUGUACUGCUCGAUUCUUUUUUCUUAUAGUAAUGUCUCUGUGCAACCACAAAUACUUUGCCUCGCGAGGCAGCUGGAUUUACUAGCUCACGAUCACGCAAGACUCCAUCUUUCCAGGCAUCAAGCCAAGCAAUUGUGUUUGGACCAAUAAGCGUCCUACGAGGAACUAUGUGAUCUACGUGAUGCAUGAUGGACAAAUGGUUCAUCCGAUCACCUGGCAAGCAUUUUCUGAAAGUGCCUGCCCUUUUCCAAACACUUUCCAGGGACGACUUCCCAGAUGGUUCGGUGUAACCACCCAUCUGGAUCAUCAGGUUAACAAAUCUAGGCACACAACCAGUACGGUUGUUAUAGAUCCAAAAGGCCAAAUCUGCACCUUGACUUUUACAACAAUAAUUGCAAUAAUCUAAGUUGUGCACUUCCAAGUGUGAAAGCAGGCAUCACAAUACAGGUGUUGGAGCACCAGUCAAAGCCAACAUACAGGAGACUGUAUGUUGACAUUUAUGUCAGUAUUAUUCGGCAAAGUACAAGGUAUAUUGUUUUUUUACACUAAAUAUCCUACUGUACAUUUCUUGGGUUCAUUAAUGAGGGAGUCACAGUUGCCAUCCUUACAGCCUCUCUGAUUGAGCCUCUCAAUCAUUUAACAACAUUUAAUUCAUAUUCAAUUCGAUAUUUGAUUUGAGUUGUGUUGUGAAGAUGAAUAACUCAAUAGUUCCAAAGUUGUAUCAAUGUUUUCUUCAGGGGAAUAAUAUUCUCAUUAAUGUUGAUAUUCCUUGUGUCUGAAGUUACGAGGAUGGGUGCGUAUUCAGUGAUAAUGGAUUGGCUGUACAUGUUUUCAUGCAAACCACCGUUAUACUCUCUUUUUGUUUUUAAUUUCACAGUUCACUCCCAUCCUACCAGAACACAUCAAGUGUCUUUAAAAACGUAACUCUGUACGUACCCUGUGAUCCCCCCCCUCCCCCUGUUUAAAUGAAUUUCCUCUGAAUUAUGUUAUUCUAUUAUUGCGCUAAGCUGUUCCCCAUUAGCGUUAUGCAACUGAUUCCAAGCAGAUACUCUGUGCUCCUCGUGUGAGCCACAUCAAGUUAAGACCACACCAGUGCCCACUGCCAGACCGCCUGCGGUCAGCCCUACUCUCGGGACCGUGUCCUCCCUCUUUCUGUCUGUCUGUCUGUGGCACGUCGCUCUACCCAAGUGGAACCAUGUACUGUGUGUGCGCGCAGCGAUAGCGUAACCAUGUGUCUCUUUCCGCGGUCGCUCACCGCCCUGCCUUGUCACGUCCCACGCCGGGGCUGCGACGC
Messenger RNA from Gadus chalcogrammus (walleye pollock), 3536 nucleotides. It is a transcript of the gene dnajc17, whose product is annotated as DnaJ (Hsp40) homolog, subfamily C, member 17. The coding region runs from base 142 to 1095 and encodes 317 amino acids. The transcript is spliced from 11 exons. Gene Ontology annotation, biological process: spliceosomal complex disassembly. The record is from RefSeq and is a predicted model, not a curated record. Lineage: Eukaryota; Metazoa; Chordata; Actinopteri; Gadiformes; Gadidae. Gene Ontology annotation, molecular function: RNA binding. Gene Ontology annotation, cellular component: spliceosomal complex.